GGUGCGCACAGCGUCUGCCCCGUCCUCGGAAAUACUUCUUCCACUCGACUCACCUGAUUUCAUCUCAGACGACUCCCACUUUCACUUCUGUCCUUGUCUCUUUGUGCACCGCAACUCCCUGCGGCGCUCGUGGCUUUAAAAUUUCCGUGCGCAACAGCUGGGCAGAAAAGGUGCGUUUAGUGCUCCUGCGAGGCUGUUGAACACAUUUGGGAAGGGGGGUGGUGGGGGGGGACCCGUUCGGCUCCCCCAUUAGCUACAAUCACCAACGCCGAUGAAGAUUAUGGAUCUACUAACAGAAACCCUGCACGGCAUUAUUAAACUAGCAGCGGUUAACUGAUGGAGUUCCAGACCACUUCUCCUCCUCGGGGAUUCUUUUUUGUUCCCCAAUGAUGGACGGAAGACUGUCCUCGGAGACUUUCACACCUGUUUGUGCGGCCUGUGCCAACACAUGAAAGGGCGAAACAUGUUUUGUCUGCUGAAAUCCCGCGGCGGGUCGGACAGCGGCAGGGCUACGGGGAUCAGAAAUGGGACAAAAGUACCACAUCACUCCAAACCCCUCUCCAAAAUGUGCUUCACUUUUAUCCUGCUCCUGCUCAUUUUCACGCCCAGAGUGGAUUCAUCGUGGUGGUACAUUGGAGCGUUGGGUGCUCGGGUGAUCUGUGACAACAUUCCCGGCCUGGUGAACAAGCAGCGGCAGCUCUGCCAGCGGCACCCGGACCUCAUGCAGUCCAUUGGAGAGGGAGCCAAAGAGUGGAUCAGAGAGUGCCAGCGCCAGUUCAAACACCACCGCUGGAACUGCAGCACGCUGGACCGGGACCACACCGUGUUUGGCAGGGUGAUGCUGCGAAGCAACCGAGAGGCAGCCUUCGUGUACGCUAUCUCCUCAGCAGGGGUGGUCUACGCCAUUACCAGAGCCUGCAGUCAGGGGGAGCUUAAGAUCUGCAACUGCGACAGCCACAAGCGUGGGCAAGCGAGUGACGAAAGGGGCAAUUUUGACUGGGGUGGAUGCAGCGACAACAUCAACUACGGCAUAAAGUUUGCCAGGGCCUUCGUAGAUGCUCGGGAGAAGAUGGUGAAAGAUGCUCGUGCGCUAAUCAACCUGCACAAUAACCGGUGUGGUCAGAUGGCAGUGAAGCGCUUUAUGAAGCAGGAGUGCAAGUGUCAUGGGGUCAGUGGCUCCUGUUCUCUGAGAACCUGUUGGCUGGCUAUGUCUGACUUCAAGCAAACUGGAGACUACCUCCACAAGAAGUACAACACAGCCAUCGAGGUGACCAUGAACCAGGAUGGGACAGGUUUUAUGGUUCCUGACAAGUACUUCAAUAGGAGCACCAAGAACGAGUUGGUGUAUGUCGAGAAGUCACCAGAUUACUGUCUCACGGACCGUGCAGCAGGCUCCUUGGGCACAGCGGGCAGAGUGUGCAACAAAUCGUCGAAAGGCACGGACGGCUGUGAGGUCAUGUGCUGCGGGCGGGGCUACGACACCAUGCGAGUCAAACGUGUCACCAAGUGUGAGUGCAAGUUCCAGUGGUGUUGCGCUGUGGAGUGCAAAGACUGCGAGGACGUGGUGGACGUUCACACCUGCAAGCCCCACAAGCGACCUGACUGGCUGGACAUUACCUAAUGAGGAGACAUGGCCAGGGUCACCACUGACUCAUUAACGUCUGCGCUAAUGACUGCAUUUUUACUAUGCGAUAUAUAAUUGGGAUCUCUUAACUGUAAUACCUCUGGCUUUUGAUCCUUUGACACUUCCUGAAGCAGAGACUUCAUAGACCUUUAUUGGAUGAUGUUAAACUGGAAAUUAGGCCCAGUAACUGAUUGCGUGUUGCUUUAAUAAGUGCUUAUAAGAACAAUUUGUUGAGCUUUUGUAAAACUUUGACUCUUUGAUACAAAAUGGCUGAAUAUGAUAUUCUGUUGCAAAUGCACCCUUGGUUAAGGCAGAGAUAUGAAGUAAUGUCUGCUUGUUUUACAGUAUGUAAAGACUGUGUGAGUACAUGACUCAGCCGAAAUUGAUGAUCAUAAUAAUAGUAACAUUUAGCCUGAAGAGAGAUAAAGAAAGAAAGAUGGAGAGAUCUUUGAGAUUUUGUACAAACACUGACACUGUAUCAUUUAAAUGACAUGAAGCCAUUGUAUGGUACUGCAACAAAUCAUUUAAAACACAAAAGACUUCGCUUCUAAUUAAUGCAACUUUAACAAACUAACAAAAAGUUCUUUCUUGAUUAAGGCCGGAUAAUCAAACUGUGAAACCAAAGAAACCAGAAGCAGGAGAACAAGCAAGUACUUUCAGUUAAAGUGGCAGUAUACUGUACUUGCUGUGGAGUCAGAUUUCGCUAGGUUCUUGGGAGAAAAAAAGGACACACUAACAUGAAAAAUGAAGCCUCAUAUGGACUGUGGUCUGAAGAAGUUGCCAUUUUUCAUCCGGUAUCCUGCAUAUUUGAAUGUUUGUAACUGGUUUAACACAGGCUGGUUGUGUUGCCUAAUGGAAAACUUUCUCACUUCUACCUCUGGUUCUUUGUUUGUGUUUCCAUUUUUACUGACAACUGUUGUCUGUUCAGAGAGACAACAGUUCUGCAUAAAAAAAAAACACAGCCCCCAUAGUCAUUUCAGUUAGAUCUUUGAGACAAAAUAAUGCACAGCGGUCUGGUGAAAAAGUUGAACCCAGCUUAACAUUUGCCGCAACACCAUACGAUGUCAUCCGACAAGCACAGGCCAAUCAAAUACAUGAAAGCAUAUUCUCUGUAGAUCAUUUUGUGAAUGCCGCAAUUCUGUUUACCUGAG
Xiphias gladius (swordfish) is the source of this 2775-nucleotide messenger RNA. RefSeq names its product protein Wnt-2b-A-like. Bases 449 to 1621 code for a protein of 390 amino acids. NCBI's taxonomy places the organism in Eukaryota, Metazoa, Chordata, Actinopteri, Istiophoriformes, Xiphiidae. Gene Ontology annotation, cellular component: extracellular region. Gene Ontology annotation, molecular function: frizzled binding; cytokine activity. Gene Ontology annotation, biological process: canonical Wnt signaling pathway; multicellular organism development; cell fate commitment. The record is from RefSeq and is a predicted model, not a curated record. The transcript has 5 exons.